Messenger RNA from Schistosoma turkestanicum, 3360 nucleotides. The record is from the annotation of a GenBank genome assembly. Lineage: Eukaryota; Metazoa; Platyhelminthes; Trematoda; Strigeidida; Schistosomatidae.
CCCUCAAAGACUUAUCAACCUGAAGGUUGUGACAUCUUUUGUAUCCUUGAUGUUGAACCUCUACAAUUUUGUCUAGUGUUCCGAAUGAGUCAGUGUGACAAAGAGACUUUAAAUUCUGAAGAUACAAAACUUGCAAUUGGUGAUGUUGUAUACGUCGGUUCUGGGACCGCGCGGAUCGGUAAAAUUGAGUUCAUCGGAGAGACACAGUUUGCCACCGGAGAGUGGGUUGGCGUAAAUCUGUUCUCACCAUGUGGAAAAAAUGAUGGGUGUGUUGAUGGUGUAACUUAUUUCACAUGCAAGCCGUUGCAUGGAAUAUUUUCUAAGCGUGGUAAUGUCCGAUUAGCACCAACCCCUAUACCUGAAGAAUUAUGUUCAAAAGUAGAUUCAGCAAUUCCUGAUAGUGAUAAAGUGCUAAAUAGCCAGUCAAAACAAAAUAGUGUUUUAGACGUUAAUAGUGUCUGCUCAUCCAAAAUUUCUUUACUGAAUUCUCCUGCUUAUGCAUCUGGGCGAAAUACUUUGCAAAUUGGUGAUCAUGUUCAAGUUUCUGGAGGUCGAAUCGGUAUCCUCAGAUAUCUUGGGCCCACAGAAUUCGCUGCCGGUGAAUGGGCAGGUGUUGAGUUAGAUGAACCUAUCGGGAAAAACGAUGGCUCAGUUGCUGGUGUACGAUAUUUUACUUGUAAACCAAAUCAUGGAUUGUUUGCAGCAGCUAAUAAAGUUGCACCUGCUGAUAGUAAGAAUGGAUUUCACACAUCUGGUUUUGAUGCAUCAAAAAAUAGUCAGAAUCGUCGAAGUCAAGAGUCUUUGCUAUCCUAUUCAUCCAAUUUGAGUUCAGUAUCUCGAUCUUAUCGUUUAAAUCAAGUUAAUAAUGGCUUACAGAGUCGUAAUAACGUAGCCGGUAAUCGACGACCUAUAUCAUCAUCGAUCAAUACUCCAAAUCGUAGAGAAUCUACAUCUAAUUUACAAUCAUUACAGCGUUUAGUCAAGGAAAAAGAAGCACAUAUUGAACAACUUUUACAAGAACGUGAAAUGGAACGUUCUGAUUUAGCUAAAGUUACUUUAGAAAAAGAAAUGGUUCAAGCUGAAACAUUGAAUCAACGCGCUGUAAUACAACAAUUAAAUCGACAAUUAGAAAAUAUGGAAGCUGUUCUUCAGCAUUUACGUGAUGAACAUGAACAAACAACAAUUAAAUUGCAGGAAGAACGAAAAAAUUUUGAAGAUUUACAAUUUCGAAUAGAAGAAGAAAAUAUUGAUAAAAUUACAAUUGAAUCGCAGAAUGCUGACGAUGAAUCAAAAAUAUUUGAAUUGGAAGAAGCUUUAAUGUCAGCUCGUGAAACUAAUGAACGUAUGGAAGUGGAAUUAAAUAAAUUACGUACAGAAUUAAAUGAUCUUACACAGAAACAAUUAAAAGAUUUAAAUCAAACUAGUGAAAAUCAAUCAUCAGGUCAAGAAAAACCAUCACUCCAAGUUGUUGAACUUGUAUCUGAAACAUCUAUUACUCCAACUAACAAUGAAAAUGAAUCGUUUCAAGGUGAAUGUGAACAGUUACGUAAUUUGUUGGCUGAACGUCAGGCUGAAGCAGAAAGUAUUUUAAAGAAUCAAGCUGAAACAAUUGAAUCGUUAACCGUGGAAUUCAAUGAACAAAUUGAAAAAUUAAAUAGUCAAUUGAAGAACUCUUUAAAUGAAAUGGAAACAUGCAAAAAUGAGAAUAGUUUAUUAAAACAACAAAAUGAAGAAUUAGCCUUAAGUUUAAAAAGUCAAAUUGAUCAAUUAAACAAACAGUUAGCAGAACAAAAAAAAAUUGCUAACGAAAAAUUAUCAGUGUUUGAAAAUAAUAUUAAAGAGUUGAGUUGUUUAUUAGAAGCCGAAAAAUCUAAAUCCAAUUCAUCUUCUAAUCAUUCACAUAUGACCAGUGAAGAUUUAAAUAAAUUAAAAGAACAACAAAAUACAACUAUGCAAGAAUUAACUGAUUAUCAGAAUAAUGUCUUAUCCGCCAUUGAAUCAUUUCAUGCUGUACAAGUAGAAGAAGUGAAUCAUUUACAAUUAGCGCAGAAAAACAACACCGCCGGUGAUGAUGAUGAUGCGCAGAAUGCUGUUAAUCAAGAGACUAUUAAUUUAUUAUUGGAAAAACUUAAAGCACAAGAAGCACUAUUCAAUGAACAAAAAGAUCAAUUGGCUAAUAUUAAACUACAAUGGAUGACAUCACGGCAAGAUAAAGAGAAUUCUGAAAAUAAACUCAAUGAAAUUGAAGAUUAUACAAAUAAAUUGAAAAUAGAAUUAAAUGAAUCGAAAUUAAAACAAAACGAAUUACUCACUGAAUUAAACAAUGCUCAUUUGAAACGUGAUAAAUUAGUUGAAGAAAUUUCUAAAAUUCUAGGUGAUUUAUCUAUAGCCGAAGAUUCUGAGGAUUUUUCAACAAUUUUAUGUAAACGUAUUAGCGAUUUAAAAGAACAAAUAUGUGAACAAGAAAAAGUUCGUCAAGAUUUGGAAAAAUACUGUCAAACACUAGAAAGUGAACGCAAUGAACUAGAGAGUGAGCUGACACGAAUCAACGUGACCUUGAAAAAUUCCAGUGAAGUACAAAUGGAUGAUGCAACCUUGAAAGAAGAACUGGAUAAUGCACGGCAAAAAAUGUUUUCAUUAGAGAAAAGUGCUUCCGAUGCAUUUGAUCAACUGGAAAUUAAAUCAAAUGAAUUACAAACCAUCCAAUCACAGUUGGACAAAGUUUUAAAUGAACAAAUGGAGUUGGAAAAAGUACAUAAUCACACAAUAACAGUGUUAGAAUCUGAAAAACAAGUAUUAUUAGAACGUAUUAAAGAAGCAGAGAAUCGUUUACUUGAAUAUCAACAAUCGAAAUCAUCAACUGAGCCUACAAAUCGAUCAGCUGACGAAGAACAAGAAGAAAAAGCUUCAACUGAAUCACAAAUUAAUUUUCUCAAUUCCAUUGUAGUUGAUUUACAUGCUAAGAAUACGGAAUUAGAAUCUCGUAUACGUGCAAUGCUUGUUGGAACGGAUGAACAAUCCGACUUACAUUCUGGCAAACAUAUGAAACCACGAAAUCUACCACCUCCUCGUUUAUGGUGUGAUAAUUGUCUUGUAUUUGAUAGUCAUGAUACUAAAGACUGUUGUACACAAACAAACGAAACUCAUCAUCAGCAUCAUAAUAGCAAUAAUAAUGGUCUGAUUAAAAAUGCCACCACAAUCCCUGACGAGAUGAUGCCUAGAAAGUCAUCGUUGAAAAACUUUCAUAAAAUUUCUAAAUUUAAUUCAUCUGUCACUACAACAAAUCGUUUAUAUUGUGAUAAUUGCGGUAUAUUCGAUGAUCAUUUAACUGAGAAUUGUACAGAUACGCAAACAUUUUAA